This is a messenger RNA of Nematolebias whitei (Rio pearlfish), 4112 nucleotides long. RefSeq names its product SNF-related serine/threonine-protein kinase. Gene Ontology annotation, cellular component: cytoplasm. The record is from RefSeq and is a predicted model, not a curated record. Gene Ontology annotation, biological process: microtubule cytoskeleton organization; protein phosphorylation; intracellular signal transduction. The transcript is spliced from 8 exons. The coding region runs from base 404 to 2779 and encodes 791 amino acids. Gene Ontology annotation, molecular function: protein serine/threonine kinase activity; ATP binding; tau-protein kinase activity. NCBI's taxonomy places the organism in Eukaryota, Metazoa, Chordata, Actinopteri, Cyprinodontiformes, Rivulidae.
AAGGACAGGCUCUGACAGCGGGACACGCGAACCCGGGGCUCUUCGGAUUGGUGUGCGGUCAGGGUGUCCCGCGCUGAGCGGAGCUGCGGCGGAUACAUCAGCCAGGUCAACCCGCACGGAGCCCCGCACCUCCCGCAGCCUGAAAUGGAGCAGAUUGGACGCCUGGCCCCGCUUCAUGUCUGAGAGCAAACAAAAUGAGGCCUAACUGAGCGCUUGCAGCAGUAUUGGACAAAUCUCUGUUUCCCACAGCAGAGAUUCUGCAAGCCACCUCAAGACGUGACACAGCUACAAACCCCACUCCAAACUUCAUGUGACUUGAGCUUACUAAGGUGGAGAUGGUGAACUGACAGCUGAAGACCAGCAGGCAACAAAAAGCCACCAAUCAGACCCAUCUUCGGCAGACAUGUCAGGGCUCAAACGUCACCGCGAUGGAAAGAUUGCUGGACUGUAUGAUCUUGACAAGACGCUGGGUCGGGGUCACUUUGCCGUGGUCAAGCUGGCUCGUCAUGUAUUCACUGGGGAAAAGGUUGCUGUAAAGGUGAUAGACAAGACUAAGCUGGACCCAGUGGCGAGGAGUCACCUUUUCCAGGAGGUACGAUGCAUGAAAAUGGUGCAGCACCCCAACGUGGUGCGCCUUUACGAGGUCAUCGACACAGCCACCAAACUCUACCUCAUCCUGGAGCUGGGCGACGGAGGAGACAUGUACGACUGCAUCAUGAAGCACGAUGGAGGCCUCAGUGAAGAGGUGGCCAAGUGUUAUUUUGCCCAAAUCGUCCACGCCAUUUCCUACUGCCACCGGCUCCAUGUGGUGCACAGGGACCUGAAGCCUGAAAACGUGGUUUUCUUUGAGAAGCAGGGCGUCGUCAAGCUCACCGAUUUUGGCUUUAGCAACCGCUUUCAGCCCGGGAAAAAACUGAAUACCUCCUGUGGCUCCCUGGCUUACUCAGCUCCCGAAAUACUGCUGGGGGACGAGUAUGAUGCUCCUGCUGUGGAUAUCUGGAGUCUUGGGGUGAUCCUGUUCAUGCUGGUCUGCGGUCAGCCCCCCUUUCAGGAGGCCAACGACAGCGAGACCCUCACUAUGAUCAUGGACUGUAGAUACACGGUGCCUGCGCACAUCUCCCAUGCAUGCAGAGACCUUAUAGGUCACAUGCUGCAGAGAGACCCGAAGCAACGAGCAACGCUAGAGCAGAUCGAGAGCCACCAGUGGCUCCAAGGUAUCGACCCCUCCCCAGCCACCAAGCUGUCCACCCCUCUGGUGUCUCAUCGCAGCUUAUCUGAGGAGGAGCACAGUUCUAUCAUCCAACGCAUGGUGCUGGGAGGCAUCGCAGACAGAGACGCCAUAACUGAGGCUCUGGAGUCAAACCAUUACAACCACAUCACAGCCACCUACUUCCUGCUGGCAGAGAGGAUGCUGAGGGAGAGACAAGAGAAGGAGCAGCACAACCAGACGCGAUCGCCCAGUCCCAGCAAAGCCCAGUUCAGGCAAUCUUGGCCCACCAGGGUAGAUGUUCACCAGGAUGUCAGUGAUGGGUUAGGAGGUCCCACUAUAUCCCAUCCUGGCGGACCACAGUCCCCUGCCCGUAGUGCUGAAAGCCUCCACAAAGGUCCCAGACCCAAAACAGCUCUGCUAGACCUCAACCAGCGGCAGGAGAGCAACACUCCGGCUUUCAGCCAACAGCAGCCCGUAAGACAAGACCAGGAGAGGGCUCUGAGGCCUCUGGCAAAGCCACACUCCCACCCACUCAGGCUUGGCUCCUUGGCAUCAGUGGGGCCUUGCAAACCACGGAGCCCGAGUCUUUUUAGUGUGGAAGAGGAUGAGGAAGAAGAAGGAGCAGAAGAUAAGUGUUUGCCUCCUUCUACGCUGCCUUCUCAAGUCGUGCUUCGCUGCAAGGCCUCCUGCUCCUCGUCGACAUCUAGUAAUCGCAUGACGUCUCGUAUGAGCGCCCCGAUUCUUAACCAGAUCCACGAGGAAGACCAAGAAGACGAGGAAGAGGAGGAUAGACGAGACUUACAUGGACUUUGCCCACCAAAACCCAGUCUUAGCCUCAAUUUGAACUCCAGAAUACCUUCAUCUUCAACACUAAUGUUGUCCCCUAAGACUAGCAGUGCGACAGCACUGGACACCACGUUCACCCCCAGUUCAGAGACUAGUGAUGAUCUGAGAGAACAUCCCCUUAGACCAGACCCACUAACUGUAGGAGAACGAGAGGACGAUAGAGCAGAGAGGACGGAGGACAGGGAGAUACGGGGGACAGAGCAAGACAGUCCCUCUAACUGUGCCAGUCCAGGAUCAGGGUCAGGUCAAGGUAAGGGCACAGCCAAAGCAUCCAGUGGCCUAGUGGAAAGCCUAAAACUGAUGAGUCUGUGUCUGAGCUCUCAGUUCCACACCCUAACUGGAGGAGGAGGUGGUGGAGGUGCUGGUGGUGGCAGCAAUGUCGGGGUAGACCCUCAGGACCGUCCUGUGUGGAGGAUGUGCAUGGGCGGCUCCACUGGUAGUUUGGACAAAGUGUCUCUCCUCGGUGGCCCCUCACCAAGAGGCAACCUUUACCACCAGCCCCCUCUGGGAGACGUACUGGGAGAUCCGCUGCUGGAGGGUCCCUGCUCAGGAUCCUUGAGGCUGGGAGAACUGGACCUGGCUAGGGAGAACCACAGGAACAUGAAGAACCAUGCGUUGCAGAUGCCUCUAAACGAGAAGACUCUAUCUGUCAACAUCCAUCGAAGCCCCAAAGAGGGUUUGCUCUGCACCCCCACCCCCCACAGCUGCUGCCAGGUCAUAUAGACCCACAGCCGCAGGAUGCUCACUCCACCUCAUAUUUGCACACACACCAUCAUUCCCUUACUUUGUUUCUGUUUUCCCAGCGAACGUCAUAAAUUUGCAGUUUUUGUAUCGUUUGGGUGUUUAGUUUUAACACGGGGAGAAAAUCCUGAUGCCAAACUUGCACAUUUAGACACCAAGGAUGGGAUGAGGUGUACAUAUGUGAAGCACUUUCAAAAAAAUAAUUAAACAAAACACUAAAGGGACUUUAGACUUUCAGGUGUGUUUAAAUGUGGCUAAAAAGGACAUCAGGUUCCCGAGGUGCUCACCAUCUGCACACAUCUGCUGGGACUGCACCAAGUUCACGCCUCACUUUACUCCAAUGAGCUGAGAAAAGGAACGUUUUAGUAUCUUGUUACAUAUCAUACGUUCUGUUCUACUCUGAUGUUUUUAUUAUCAUAUUUUUUUAAUUAUUUUUGAGACAAUCGUUUUAGAUUUUUUAAAUUCUAUUAAAUAUUUAAGUCAAAUGCAGCUGAGGUUGAACAUUUGCAUCCACUCAUUUUGGACAAGAACAUUAUAUUUAAAUUGGGGCUUUUAAUGACGUAUUUAAGUAAUUUUCCAGAGCAAAUUCAUUUUAGGACAUGUGACUUUAAAGAUUUGGGAAACAAGAAUUUACUGCAAAAGUUUGUUUUAAUAUGGUUUCUUUUCUAAUCUACACAGGGUCAAAAUUAUAAACGGGGACACAAAAUACCCAUCAAAUAUUUGGUAAAAUGUUUUUUUUUAGCUAGUUGCUCCCAAACCACAAACUUGAUGAAGCCACCCACAAGCUUCUGGAGUACCAGUACUUACGGCUGAUAUUUGACCCUUUUUUCUUUUUUCAGAACUGUUAAAUUUAAAUAAAAAUGUUUCCAACAUGGAUCCAGUUUCCAGUCCCAACGCUCAGCAGGGUUGAGGUUGGCUCUACGGGAACGCCAUGCACCUAACGUCAGCCUGCUUUAUCCAAUCAGAAACCAAUGCGUUUGUGUAACCCACCAUUACUUCAGGUAGCAAAACUUCCCCACAGCAUGAUGCAACCACCGCUGUGCUUCACAGUUGGUACAGUGAUGUUUGAAAGCCUCGUCUGAACUCCUCCAAGCGUACUUCUUGUCACUGUCGGUCCAUGUAGACCUGUCUUCUCUGUGGACAGGGACCAACAGUUUUCACUUCACGGCCUGCUUGAUUCUUGGUGGUUCCUGGGUUGUUACUAAACAUCCAAACCAAAUUUCUUUCCCUUGAGAAGAGCAUUUAGGGUCUUCUUCUAGACCUUGCCAAAUUUGUGAGCAGGUUCGAAGUACAAGCUAUUAACAAAAAAGGUUAA